Stylophora pistillata is the source of this 1915-nucleotide messenger RNA. Its product is annotated as Golgi resident protein GCP60. Gene Ontology annotation, cellular component: Golgi membrane. Gene Ontology annotation, molecular function: fatty-acyl-CoA binding. The record is from RefSeq and is a predicted model, not a curated record. Lineage: Eukaryota; Metazoa; Cnidaria; Anthozoa; Scleractinia; Pocilloporidae.
GCAAUAUGGCGGAAGGCGAAGGUAGCAGCGAUAUUGUGGAAAGUUCUCAUGAUUUAACCAUUACUGACGACCAGAACGCCUCUGUGGAGACCGAAGGAGUUUCAGAAACAGGAGCUAAAGAACUACCAUAUAAUUAUGGAUUUUCCUUACCGGAAUAUUACAAACUUUGCCUACAGUAUUAUCACAAAGAAAAGCAGAUAAUAAAGCUUACUUAUGAUGACAAAGUUCAGCUGACUGCAUAUUGGAAACAAAUAUCAAGUGGAGCUUUUGAUCCUGAAAAGUACCCUGAUGUAGGAUAUUUUGAUGUUAUUGGUAAUGACAGAAGGAGAGCAUGGGAGAGCCUUGGUAACAUGGAACCCAGAGAAGCCAUGAAGAAGUUCUGUACGUUAUUAGGAACCUGUUCACCUGAGCUAGCUCCUUGGAUGGAAGCGCAGCAAAAAGAAAAAGAAGAAAAGGAGAGAAUGAGGAGGGAGGAAGAGGAAAGACUACGAAGGGAAGCAGAGGAGGCUGCUGAAAGAGAGAGGCAGAGACUGUUGGAAGAGGAAAUGAGGAGAAAAGCGGAAGAAGAAGAGGAAAGGAGAAAACAAGAAAUAAUUGUGAAGCAGCAGCAAGAGGCGCAGUUCUUACAACAACAGCAACAACAAAUGUUAAAACAGCAGCAGAAACAACAACAACAACAACAACAACAACAACAACAGACACCAGAUCCACAGCCCAAGACAGUGGCAGUGAAUGGCACACCAAGGAUAACGCCCCCUUCCUUAUGGACGCGUCCUAAAGUCCAAGAGUUUAUUCAACAUCUCAAGUCUGAUCCUACCUCCGUGUUAGUCGUUGGACGUGGAGAGACAAUGACAGUUCGUGUACCUACACAUGAAGGGGGAACAUGUGUAUUUUGGGAAUUUGCCACUGAGUUUUACGAUCUAGGCUUUGGAGUCUGCUUUGAAUGGUCGCAGCCGCAAACCAAGAACAUCACAGUCGCGGUGAACGAAUCGGACGACGACGAAUUCGGAGAGGAGGACAAAUCGGCUGAAAACGAGUCCAGUCCGCCCAAACCGAGAGUAGACGAAGUACUUCCUGUCGUACGGAGGCCUUGUAACGAGGAAGUGAUUAUUGGAAGUCACUUGUACCCAGGCCGCGGCGUGUAUCUUCUCAAGUUUGAUAAUUCGUAUUCCUUGUUUAGGUCAAAGACUUUGUAUUAUCGGGUUUACUACACCCGGUAAUGCAGGAUUGGAGACAGACACUUUCGCGAGAGAGGCUGAACGGAAUUCACAAUUGUAUCUAAUUUCAGGAAGCAGGAAUAUUUUAAAGAAAAUUUCAAAUUAUAACCAUUAUAAUAUAUCACGCUACUCUUAAAUUAGGUGCGAAUUAAUUCAACCAUCCCUCACGUUUUUGUGAAGAGAGUCGGUAGAUGAGUAUGUUAUGAAACAGAAAAUUGUAUAGUUAUAUUUACAGUGUUUCAUGGUUUGAGAUUGUAGUCCAGGGCACAGUUGUUUAAACGGCAGAUAACAGUCAUCUGUCGGAUAAAACGUACUGCGCUCUUCACCUGACAAAGAUUUACCCAGUGGAUGUUGUUAUCCACCCUUGGGAAAACUGGAGCCAGUUAGGAAUAGCAGUGUGACAGGCAAUGGAGACGACAGACUUUCGUAUUCUCUUGCGAGUUUUUGAUCAAACAAUUAUUCUGUUUUUCUUUUUUUCGAAAAUUAUUUUGAAAAUGAUCGCUUUGUUUCCCAACGAAAAACUUACAAUAAGGGAAGAAACUUUUAAGUUUGAAAAUUUGAUCAAAACGCGAUGUGUUCAAUUUGGAUUAAAAGCAUAGAGAUAUGUAAUUUUAAAAAUUUGAUUAACACACGAGGUGUUUAUUUUGGAUUAAAAGCAUCGAAAUAUGUAACCUGAUAUCAGGUUACAGCGCCAUUUA